UGGUGAAAAAGACACGUUUGUAACAGUGCUUCAGCCUUCGCUUGGUGCCAUGAAGCUUCCUGCAGCGGCAAUCGCUACCGCCUGCCUUGUGCAUCUCGUCCUGAUUUCACGAGCGUCCAAUGAGGCUUGUGAGGAAGACAGUUUGCUCCAAACUUGGCAAGAAAAAAGUGCCAGCUAUGGACACAUCACCGCUGACCAACUGGAUGAUGCCGUUUGCCAAGGACCUGUUGUGAAGCCAGACUAUCAGUGCUUUUCUCGUGUGAUCAUCCCGGACCCAAGGAAGGUUCAAUACGGCUAUUGCCUCAAUGGAGAGUUCCACAUGUGCGGCUACAACAUCCCGUCCACUUGCAAUUCCGCUCGGAGGCCUCCGUGCGUGAAUCAACCGACGCUUGCCCCGACCACGACGACCACAACGACCACAACGACCACGACCUUUGCUGGAGAAGAGCUGGAGCUGAAGACCUCUUGGAAGAUCGGAAGCACAUGGAACUUUGCUUGCUUGACCUACGACACGAUUCACCCGGGCAGGAACGUCUUCGGAAUGCAUUGUGGUGGCGCAGCAGCACAGCUUUGGGGCAUCCCAGCAGGAGAGGAUCGACUUCAACUGAUGCUGAACGGACUUUGUUUGACAGCAGUGGAUGCCCCGGCCAAUAACUUGACGGAUGUCCUGCACAAGAAUGUGGUGCUGGAUCCUUGUGACUCGGGUUCCACGGCGCAACAGUUCCAGUGGCAGGAGAAUGGCAUCGUCAAACUGGGGACUGACAACCUGUGUUUGGACUGGGAUGUGGCUGGCAUCUAUGAGAAGGACAAUGUGUACAUGUACACGUGCAAUGGUCAGACCAACCAGGUGUGGUAUCAGAUCCUGCAGCUGGGAAGAUUGCAGACCUCGUGGAAAUUCAACUCAGGGAGAGUUGAACUCCGUUGCCUCACUUACAAUGAGCUUGAUGUGAAGGGCGGUGAUUGCGACACAGCUCCAAGCGUGUUUCGAAGCAAGACACAACAUCAUGCCCAGAUGUUCGUCGAGUCUGGAGGACAGUUUCUCUGCCUGACCGCGUAUCCCUUUGAAAACCUCUUGUCUUGGAAUGAUACGCUCAAGUUGAUGAGGAAGAAGGAAGUGGAUUUGAGCCCAUGCGAUGCCAGCAACAGUGCUCAGGCCUUUGAGAUGACCAAGAGCACGCAGAUCAAGUUGCAGAAUGACUCGGGUCUCUGCUUGGAUUGGAACGUCGGUGGCAAGUUUGGCCGCCCCGACGAUAUCUACCUCUUCGGGUGCACCCCGAAUUCCAACCAACGCUGGACCCAACUGAGUUAGGGCCAACGUCGGGGACCACGACGGCGAGACGGCCGCCGGGAAGGUGCUCUGCUGGCUGAGAGCUCUUCUGAGUGGGAAUAUGGCAAACCAAUAUCUAAAAACUAAAUACGUAUGGCUUGAGGCUUGAGGGGUUUCAUGAGGCUCAACUGCCCGGGUGCGUCCUGUCGCUGCCAAGUUGGGCUGCACAAGCUAGCCUCGCAGCAUUUUUGGGAGUUUGUCAUUCCUGACACCAGACUAAAGAAAUC
Durusdinium trenchii is the source of this 1554-nucleotide messenger RNA. The record is from the annotation of a GenBank genome assembly. NCBI's taxonomy places the organism in Eukaryota, Dinophyceae, Suessiales, Symbiodiniaceae.